GUCCCAGUUGGAAGACGUGGCGUCUUUGGAGGGGUUGUUCUUAAUAUGCAUCUUCAUUGGAAGAAGCACGAGACUGUAAAGGUAAUUUGCAAGCCAUGCAAACCUGGACAGGUUCACGUAUAUGCUGAAGAGCUUGCUAGACUGAGCAAAGGAAUUGUGAUUGACAUAAAAGCUAACGAUGUUAUACUUUUCUACCGGGGAAAGAAUUAUGUGCAGCCAAAAGUAAUGUCACCUCUAGAUACAUUGUCUAAAGACAAGGCCUUGGAAAAGUACAAGUAUGAGCAGUCACUUGAGCAUACAAGUCAGUUCAUUGAGAAAUUGGAAGAAGAGCUAGAAGAAUAUCAGAAGCACCUUGCUCGGUACAAGAAAGCAAAAGAGGACACACCAAAAGAUUCUGUUAUCAAUACCUGAUUUGGUAUUUUUUUUUCUUCUUCAAACUUCUUAACCGAAGCCUUCAGUUUGUCUGUGUUUGAUUUUUCUUUCUGUGUGCACUUGCAAGUGUAAUUUCUAUUUUCAUAUUAAAUUUUAAUGGGUUGAAAAAGUUGUAAAACUUAGCACAUCUAUACUGAUGGUUCUGCGGCUUCUGCCAUUCAAGGAACAUUGGUGAUUCUCUUUUAUAUA
Juglans regia (Persian walnut) is the source of this 621-nucleotide messenger RNA. RefSeq lists its product as uncharacterized. Gene Ontology annotation, molecular function: RNA binding. Lineage: Eukaryota; Viridiplantae; Streptophyta; Magnoliopsida; Fagales; Juglandaceae. The coding region runs from base 46 to 411 and encodes 121 amino acids. The transcript has 2 exons. The record is from RefSeq and is a predicted model, not a curated record.